This is a messenger RNA of Rhinopithecus roxellana (golden snub-nosed monkey), 2134 nucleotides long. It is a transcript of the gene PGAP2, whose product is annotated as post-GPI attachment to proteins 2. The record is from RefSeq and is a predicted model, not a curated record. Gene Ontology annotation, biological process: GPI anchor biosynthetic process. Gene Ontology annotation, cellular component: Golgi membrane; endoplasmic reticulum membrane. Lineage: Eukaryota; Metazoa; Chordata; Mammalia; Primates; Cercopithecidae.
CACAGGGGUAGGGCGGUGAGAGGGCCGUGGAGUGCCGCCCUUCGCCGCCGCGGUUGGCGGGAGCGAGUCGUGACGUCACACAGGGCCUCUCGAUGUGGGCUUGUGAAUGGCUAGAUUGGGAAGCACCGGCGGGGUGUCGGGAAGAGUGGUGACGCAACAUAGAGACUCCGCCCCCUUCCUUGGAGCGCGACUCGGGCUGAGGGACCUCGGGCCAAUCAGAGGGACAGCCCCAGAAUGGCAUGGUAGAUGGAACGCAGCUGAGAGGUCUGACAAGAUGUACCAGGUCCCACUGCCACUGGAUCGGGAUGGGACCCUGGUACGGCUCCGCUUCACCGUGGUGGCCCUGGUCACAGUCUGCUGUCCACUUGUCGCCUUCCUCUUCUGCAUCCUCUGGUCCCUGCUCUUCCACUUCAAGGAGACAACGGCCACACACUGUGGGGCCACGCCCUACAGGAUGUUCUCUGCGGCCUCCCAGCCUUUGGACCCCGAUGGGACCUUGUUCCGGCUUCGCUUCACGGCCAUGGUCUGGUGGGUCAUCACUUUUCCUGUGUUCGGCUUCUUCUUCUGCAUCAUCUGGUCCCUGGUGUUCCACUUUGAGUACACGGUGGCCACUGACUGUGGGGUGCCUAAUUACCUGCCCUCGGUGAGCUCGGCCAUCGGCGGGGAGGUGCCCCAGCGCUACGUGUGGCGUUUCUGCAUCGGCCUGCACUCGGCGCCUCGCUUCUUGGUGGCCUUCGCCUACUGGAACCACUAUCUCAGCUGCGCCUCCCCGUGUUCCUGCUAUCGCCCGCUGUGCCGCCUCAACUUCGGCCUCAAUGUCGUGGAGAACCUUGCAUUGCUAGUGCUCACUUACGUCUCCUCCUCCGAGGACUUCACCGUCCACGAGAAUGCUUUCAUUGUGUUCAUCGCCUCAUCCCUCGGGCAUAUGCUCCUCACCUGUAUUCUCUGGCGGUUGACCAAGAAGCACACAGUAAGUCAGGAGGAUCGGAAGUCCUACAGCUGGAAACAGCGGCUCUUCGUCAUCAACUUCGUCUCCUUCUUCUCGGCGCUGGCUGUCUACUUUCGGCACAACAUGUAUUGUGAGGCUGGAGUGUACACCAUCUUUGCCAUCCUGGAGUACACUGUUGUCCUAACCAACAUGGCGUUCCACAUGACGGCCUGGUGGGACUUCGGGAACAAGGAGCUGCUCAUAACCUCUCAGCCUGAGGAAAAGCGAUUCUGAACCCUUCAGUCCUGCUUGGAAGGAGGAAGCCCACUGCCCAGAAACAAGAAACAAGAUACCAUUCUGGCCUUCCCCACCCUACAUCCUCUCUUGGCCUUACUGAAGAUGGGGGAAGGGUAAGAAGGAAGGGCAUAGGCCAAGGCUCACCCCAGUGCUGCUGGCUUCUCCUCUCCACCCCUCAUAUGGGCAUGGGGUCCUCAAGCAACAUCACCUUUACCUGAGAGGCCCCAAGAAGCUGAGCUGGCAGAGAGCUCCACCAUUUGGUGCUAAAAAAACGUCCUGAGGUUCAUGACCACCAUCCACUUUCUGGCCUUUACAUAGUCACCUUUCACUGAGGUCAGGAGCCCCUGAGCAGUUGCUGCUCCCUGACAACCACAGCCAUUUCUCUCCACGGGGUCAUUCACAGGACUAAUGUAUUUCAUGAUCUACUGUGCACAUCCAGGCCUGUGGCCACAGUCCCCUGCUAAAGCUGCUCAGGUGUUCUAGUCCUGACUUCACCUUUUUGAUGUGGUGUGUGCCCUAUGGUAUGUACCCUUCCCUAUCUGAGCCUCAGUGUGUCCGUGUGUCUGAUGGGGGAUGGGUGGGCUGUAUGAUUUCCAAGGGCUCUACCAGUAAGUGGUUCUGAUGUCAUUGGGUGGAGGUGGUGUUCUGUACCUAAAGGAUGACCUGCUCCAGAAACAGCACCAGCACACCAUGUAUUUUCUUCUCUCUUCUGCAAGUUCUGGCUUAUAGACCCCUCCCUUCCUUUGCAAAGGUAUGGGAUACAGGGGUCAGAUGCAGAUUUCUACCGUAAAAUGGGCUCUCUGGUAUCUCCUGUCUUCCCUACUGCUCCAAACCCUAAAUUUUGGUUGUACAUUUUGUUUUAAAGGAAAAUAAAUUUUUUGGGGGGGGCCAACAGUUGCUUAGGCUUGC